AUGACUUGGAAAGCACAGAUUGACAAAUGCACAAGUGGAGCAAAGAUACGCAUGUCACUAAUGAAGAAACUUUCAGGAACAUUCUGGGGUGCAGACUAUUGCAUCCAAAGAAAACUCGAUGUACUCGAAAGCUAUAUCAGACCAGUACAGGAGUAUGGAAUGACAUCCUGGGGAACAGCAGCGAAAACAAACUUCGACAAAACUGCAAAAGUCCAAAAUCAAGCUUCACGCAUUAUCACUGGAACUAUAAAAUCAACACCCAUACAAGCUCUAAACACAAUAAUUGGACUCCAGCCCCUUGAAGACAGGCGAGACAUCAAAACUCUCAUACAGGCUUCCAAAUACAGAAGUUUGGAGAAGCACCCAAUACACGAGAGAAUGGUGAAGCCAACAAAGAGCCAAAUCAAGUGGAAAAGUUUCAUCCACCAGGCACGGAUGAUAAAGAAAACACAUAUAGAGCUCAUGAACCAUAAGAUAAAGAAAAUCCCAACAGACUGUUUGCUCCCAGCAUGGAAAAGACACAAGUUUCCUGACAUCACAGAGACAGUACCAGGGAUUCUCAAGAAGGAAAUCCAGACAGAAAUAGAAAGAAGAGGCCUUACCCUAGAGUUUAUGCACCAGACCUACCCCCAAGACCAGUGGACACAUGCAUAUACUGGUGGAUCAGCAGAAGAAGCAACCAGAAAUUGCGGCGGGUGA
Gigantopelta aegis is the source of this 699-nucleotide messenger RNA. RefSeq lists its product as uncharacterized. The transcript has a single exon. NCBI's taxonomy places the organism in Eukaryota, Metazoa, Mollusca, Gastropoda, Neomphalida, Peltospiridae. Bases 1 to 699 code for a protein of 232 amino acids. The record is from RefSeq and is a predicted model, not a curated record.